This is a messenger RNA of Coregonus clupeaformis (lake whitefish), 2557 nucleotides long. RefSeq names its product peroxisomal carnitine O-octanoyltransferase-like. The record is from RefSeq and is a predicted model, not a curated record. Gene Ontology annotation, cellular component: peroxisome. The transcript is spliced from 15 exons. Gene Ontology annotation, molecular function: carnitine O-octanoyltransferase activity. The coding region runs from base 131 to 2422 and encodes 763 amino acids. Lineage: Eukaryota; Metazoa; Chordata; Actinopteri; Salmoniformes; Salmonidae.
AAUUAGGUAGGUCAUUUCCGCGGUGGAGACAAUAAUGGUGGAACGCAGAGAUUCGUAAGGAAAGCCCACGUUACACCCGUCCCUAAAACAUUUGAUUUAGUUUUAAAUAGUGGCUCUAUUGCGCCCAAUCAUGGCCAAUAAUAACAACAAUAUAAUCUUUACACCCUUUUUACCACCGAAGAAGAAACCCGAUCGAGAUUCUGAGUGGAGAAAAUUAAAGGACAAAUCCAGAAAUCGGAUUAAUAUCGGAGAAGCUUUUACCAGAUGGAGGGACCUCAAGGAGGAGAAAUCUAUGCCUACAGAUGCCGAAGUGGCUUUGUUUUUGCUUGACAGGUUAGCUGCCCCCCCUCCACAAGCUGCUGCCCCCACUCCCUCCCCAGAAGAUAUUAUAGUGAACAUUGACUGCCUGCUGCAGCUGUUUCAGCGGUGUGAGCAGUGCAGGCGUGAGAGUGUGAUCCAGACGCAGGGAGACAGGACGUGCCUCUCUGUGACCCAACACUGCCAGAGCUGCAACCACCUCAGGACAUGGGCAAGCAACGUGUCUUCUGUCCAGACACACAGAGGAAAUGGGGAGGAGCCACAGAACACCCAGGUGGCUGAGAUGCAGGUGGCCCUGCCGUCUGAGGACACAGAUGGGGCCCUGCCGUCUGAGGACACAGAUGGGGCCCUGGAGCUGACUGGCUCUUUGCAGAUGGAGGUGACUGUAGACCAGCCACCAAGACCAGGGGGAAGUGGCACGUCCUUGGUGAGGGAGAAGAAGGAGGGGAACAAAGGAGCAGAAGAGAACAAGAAAGUAACUGAGGUGGUGUUGGACAGUGAGACGGACAGUGCACAAAGCCAGGAGGAGAAUGGCCUGUCCUCACAGGAAAAUGAGGGAGGAGAGGAGAGAAAGGGAAAGUCCCUAGGAGUGUGGCCGUUUGCUACAGAGGAGGAGUACCAGGUGACUGCGGCCAUAUUGAAGAGGUUUGGAGAGGGCAUCGGCAAAGACCUGCACCAAAAACUACUGCAGAGAGGCAGGACUCACAGGAACUGGUUGGAGGAGUGGUGGCUGGAUGCAGCCUAUCUGGAAUUGCGUUACCCCUCCCAGUUGAAUGUGAACUUCGGAGGUCCUGCACCCUACCUAGAGCACUGCUGGCCCCCUACAGAGGGAGUACAGCUACAGAGGAAUAGCAUAAGCAUGUGGCACACUCUACAAUACUGGGACCUGCUCCGCACGGAGAGGCUGGACCCUCAUAAGAACGGUAAUGUGGUGUUGGAUAUGGACCAGUUCAGAAUGCUGUUCUGUACAUGCAAAGUUCCUGGAGUCACCAAGGAUACCAUCAUCAACUACUUUAAGACAGAGAGCGAGGGUCCAUGCCCCUCCCAUGUGGUGGUGAUGUGUAAGGGCCGUUUCUUCUCAUUUGAUGCAGUGUGUGACGGACACAUUCUUACCCCUCCAGAGCUGCUCAGGCAGCUGACCUAUGUGAAGCAGUGUUGUGAGGGGGAGCCAGCAGGAGAUGGAGUCGCCGCUCUCACCUCAGAGGAGAGGACACGCUGGGUUAAGGCCAGGGAGUAUCUGAUAGGUAUAGAUCCAGCCAAUAAGACCCUCUUAGAGACCAUCCAGAGCAGUCUGUUUGUGGUCUCACUGGACGAUGCUAAACCCUACGCUACUGCAGAGAACUACACACCGGUGUCCCUGGAGGUGCUGAUAGGAGACCCUACCAUCCACUGGGGAGACAAAUCCUACAACUCCAUCGCCGACGGAACCUUCGGAUCCAACUGUGACGGCUCUGAGACAGUGCGGCCUAUGCCUCUUCCUGAAGAGUUGGUCUUCACUGUGGAUGACAGAGUCAGGAGUGACAUUGCACAUGCCAAGCAACAGUACUUUGAGACUACCCAGGACUUGCAGGUGGUGUGUUAUGCCUUCACCUCGUUUGGGAAAGCAGCUAUCAAACAGAGGAAGCUCCACCCAGACACCUUCAUACAACUGGCCCUUCAACUGGCUUAUUACAGACAGCAUGGGAGGUCAGGUAGUUGCUAUGAGACAGCGAUGACCAGAAGGUUCUACCACGGCAGGACUGAGACCAUGAGGCCCUGUACCCUGGAAGCACAGAACUGGUGCCGCAUCAUGCUCAACCCUGUAGCCAGCGCUGAGGCUAAGAGGAAAGCCCUGCUGCUGGCCUUCAACAAGCACAACAAACUGAUGGCCGAGGCACAGAACGGAAAAGGUUUUGACAGACAUCUCCUGGGCCUGUACCUGAUCGCCAAGGAGGAGGGACUUCCUAUGCCAGACCUUUUCACUGAUCCACUGUAUUCCAAGAGGAUUGUGGCUUCCUGUUCGGCGUGGAAGUCCAGUCCAGAGACGGAUGCAGAGACCCUGUUCCAGAACCUGGUUACCUCCCUACAUGAGAUGCUACAUCUGGCUACCACAGCUCAGCUCUAACACACACAAACAUACAGUUUCUAGAUGGCAGCCAAUAAUAAUCGUUUCAUUCUGCACAGAUCAAUGCAAAAGCAUUGUAACAAUGCUACAGGUAGCCUAGUGGUUAGAGCGUUUGGCCAGUAACCGAAAGGUCGC